UUGCUACCUGCGCAUUACCAUUGCAGACCUUCCGACACCGACUGCGGGAAGGGGACGCAUUUUCUUUUGCGUUGACAGCACUGGAUAUUAUAAAUGUGUGAUUUUUACAAUGCUAAACAUUUACGAAACGGAGGCCAUGUACCAGUCAACUCCGGUCUGAUUGCAGAAUAUGCUAAGAAUAGCGACUGGAUCUGAAGAUUGGUGUUGGGAUUACGAAGACAUUAUGUAGUCAUGCAGCUGGGCAUCUGUAGUUAGCGUUAACAGUGCUCACCGUAGUGUCUCCGUUUCUAAAGACUGCGCUUCUCAUCCGAUCGAGUUCCAACCUUCGUGAGUCAAGAUUUUCAACCCUUCGUAAAAAUGAGACUAAAGUGAUCAGUGAUUAGGGAGAUGAUGACUUUCCAGGAUGUGAGCUGGCUGGUUCAGGUGGCGCUCUUCUGUGCUUCGCUGCUGGUCGUACUAGCCUGGCUCGUUCAGUUCUCACUGGCCUUGCUGCACCCUAGGUGGUGUGACAGGGUCCAGGGCAAGAGGGAGACCCCCUGGCAGCUGCCCCUGUGUCUCACCCACCAGACCUUGACGGGUGGCGUGUGGGCUUCCCUCCUGAGACUGAGGCUGGGGCGAGAUGGUGCAGGGAGUGACACUGAGGCGGGUGUCAAAGGACUUUUGUCUUCGCUCUUUGUGUUCAAGUCGUUCAGGGAGCACUGGCAGAGAGCCUGGGUGCGUGCGCUCAAUGAACAGGCCUGCAGGCAAGGGAGCUCCAUUCAAAUCACCUUUGAUGACAGUCUUCAGCUACCAACCUCUGGUUCCAUUGACCAUGUGACUUGCACAGACCAAUCAGCAUGCAGCAUGGUCCUUCAUUGCAGUUGUUCUGUUGACACUGUUACGUUCCCUGUGACAGUCACUCAGCAGUCACCUGCCACCGUUUCCAUGGAUACCUACCAGAUCAUGAUGCAGCCCAUGCAGGCUCAGUUAAAAGUCUGCCUUGAGGAAGUGGAGGAAGAGGGUCUCCUUGUGUCCUGGACUUUUUCCAAGCAGCCUCCGCUGUCUUUAACCGUAACACCACGCCAAAGACUCCAGAAAGAGGGUUCUGACGUAGAGGUGGACAGCCGAAUGAUUGCCACACUGGUUGAAGACACGUUGUACACAACACACCCUGCUAUGAUCCUAAACCUGAGAGCCUGUGUAUCAAGCCCUGCGUUUCCCAGGGAGAAGCAGAUUGGUGGUCUGAACUCUCCAUCUCAGAGCACGCUUGUCAGAAGAAUUCUGGUACAGCAACUCAGAGCAACCAAUGUCAAAAAAGGAUGUCAGACUCAUGUAGGAGAGCUUUGUUGUGUUUUGAGUCUGGACACUCCCUCCAGUGAACGGAGAACAGGCUUUCUUUCUCCUUCCCCUUGUCCUGGAGCAGCCCUGCACUGGACUGACAACUUUACACUUGAUUUAGGACCAGAAACCAAAGAGCUCAUAGUAAGGCUUGUGGAGAGAAACAGCAAAGGAGAGCAGUAUUUACCUGGUCGUGCUUCCUUAUCACUGGAUUGCUCUAAAAAAAUUCCCAACGGACAACACAAGCUAUCCAUCGGUCCAGGUCACGGUCUGGCUCCGACUGCUAUCGUAACACUAGAGCUGUUGUAUUUGGAGUCCAGUGAUUUGGGUGCAUGUCAGAAUACAACUCCUCUGCGGUCUUCAGUCACCCCAUCAAAGAAGGUGGAUGUAGACCGUACUAUCAUGCCUGAUGGCACUAUUGUCACCACUGUGACCACCAUCCAGUCACGACUAAAACUGGACCAUAAACUAGGAGACUCUCCGUCUAGGUCUCCUUCAAAGGUGGAGGUGACUGAAAAGACUCCCACUGUACUCACCAACAGCUUGCCGAGCACCAAUGCCAGUCCUACCCCCACCACAGAAGGCACCCUCCCUAAUGGGCUGGAUCCCGUUGCUGAAACAGCCAUCCGGCAACUGACCGAGUCAGCCUGUAAGGCACCCAAGAAGACGCCUACUAAACGCAGCACUCUCAUCAUAUCUGGGGUGUCCAAGGUCCCCAUUACUGAGGAUGACUCAGCCUUAUCUGUGGGCUAUGCUGCAGCCAUGGACGCAGCCCUACAGGGGGCACAUUCUCCCAGCGGAGCCCCAAACCACCACGGAGCUUCCGCGCAUCAGGAAGCAGACGAAACCACUCCGUCUGAUGUGUCAGAGCGGCCGUCUGUGGAUGACGUGGAGUCAGAGACGGGAUCUACCGGAGCGCUAGAGACACGCAGCCUCAAAGACCACAAAGUGGGAUUCCUUCGCAGUGGUACCAAGCUACUGUUCCGCAGGAAACAUAGAGAGAAAGACCCCAGUUUUAGUCAAUCCCAUGAAGAUGUCUCCAACCUGGACAAUGACUCCUCCACAACCUCCUGCUCCUCCACCAGUCGUAAGAAGUCUGGAAGCUUCUCUCGUCGCCUCAUAAAACGCUUCUCGUUCCGUUCAUCCAAGACAAAGGGCAAAUCUAGCACCGCCAAUGGAGGGGCUAGUGCCACAGACAACUAAAGGAGAAAUUAAGAGAGAGAGACGGUGCAGGCACCAGUCAAAUGAGUGUGGAAUAAAGUCAAAUGAGUGUGGAAUUGGCUCCAGAAUUAGUUAUUUAUCUUAUAUACUGAGUGUCCACCAAUCAGGGGUUAUGUCCUACUUCAGACCACAUUGUCCCCAGGUAGCAGCCUUGCUUUGGCAUUCCUCUGCCUGGAACAUCAUCCCUCAAAUAUGCCCACAGCUUUGCAGGAUGGAAAAAUCAACUAUAUAUGGAAAAUAAGUGGAUUUGUUGGUCUAAUUAAAUUUAGGGGAUGAUUAAGUGCAAACAAACUUGAGAAACUCAUACUGGACGAUGGUCAUGUAUUGAUGGAUAUUGAGCACAAGGGGGCGACAUAGACUAGUGACUAUUAUUGCCUCCAACACUGUUGCUAUGUGUGGUUUUUCUUAUUUAUUUUAUUUAAUCAGUUGCACUUUGGAUCUUAAACUGAUUGUUUACAAUGUUGGGGAGCUCUUUUUUUUUUCUUGACGUUUUAUCAUGUUUGUGUAUCGUUUACUGUUAUCGGCACUGAUUUAUUUCUCAUGAGCACAUAGGAGUAUUUCAAGGGUGUGAAAUGCUAAGAUAUGCUGUGAGCUUUGUUCUCGUUUUGUUGUUGCGAUAGCAUUUUAGAUCAAGAGAUAUUAUGCCCUGUUUUAAAAUAGCAGAACAGUUUGACUUUUAUUCUGACUUAAUAAUCUUUUAUAUGUUUCUGUUUUUUUUUAGAAAAAACAGUCAUAACUGUACGCAUAUCGCACUUAUUUAUGUUUGUUUGUUUUAGUUGAAAAGUACGAGCCCUUCAUAUGACAAAAGGGAAACACUACAGUUAAACUACACGUGUGUAUAUUUAUAAAUUAUUUCACAAAUCAUUGUAAAUCUACAAUUUCUUGGACUACAUCAGGCUGAAUUUGCAGUGAAAAGUGCUAUUUUAAAGCUCAGGGGAUACUAUAAAAACAUGGGGGGGGGGGGGGAUGACAUUAAAUCACUUUAUUUAUUAGUAGUUUUUUUAAGAUAUCGCUUCUUGAACUAAACCAGCGUUGUCUCAGUAUAUACUACCCCGUUUCUUCCUGUUUUCAUUUAGUUGCAAUAAACAUAUCAAGAGGAAUGGGAUAUCCAGAGGAACAGCAGUCCACAUGUGCUUUAUUUAAAGGUGUUGAACACAAUUUCUUUAUGAAAUGGCAAGCAACAAAUUUCCCUUUUUCCUGGAAGAUAUCAAUUAAAUAGCUGCAAUAAAAUAUCACACAUGUCUCCGUGACAGCACUAGUCUGUGUAAACAGUAAAGACAAAUUUGCUGCAGUCCGCGGUCAGUUGUAUGGUUGUCAAAUGCUAAGUUAGAGAAUGCAGUUUUGCUACAGUUGCUUUAUGCUACGUGAAGUUCUAGAACUUACAGCAUACAACACCUUUAAGCCUAAACUGGGGGGUGUAGUUUUGUAUUUGCCAGUUUUGAUUAUUCUGGAGGAGGGACCCCCACCCCCACCCCCACCC
Messenger RNA from Myxocyprinus asiaticus (Chinese sucker), 4018 nucleotides. RefSeq names its product phospholipid transfer protein C2CD2L-like. Gene Ontology annotation, cellular component: cytoplasmic side of apical plasma membrane. NCBI's taxonomy places the organism in Eukaryota, Metazoa, Chordata, Actinopteri, Cypriniformes, Catostomidae. Gene Ontology annotation, molecular function: phosphatidylinositol transfer activity; phosphatidylinositol binding. The record is from RefSeq and is a predicted model, not a curated record. The transcript has 15 exons. Gene Ontology annotation, biological process: positive regulation of insulin secretion involved in cellular response to glucose stimulus. The coding region runs from base 388 to 2520 and encodes 710 amino acids.